GCUACACUCCAGAGCAGACCAUCAGAGCGGCGCCGGUUUUUGUGGCCUCCUGCCAACAAAGAGUCAGUGUGGCGACAGUUUGAUGAAGAUGUUGAUGCAGCCCUUGAAGCAACAGCCAAGGGUGGUGUGGACCAGAGGCUCCAAACCAUGAGCAUGUUCGUAAUCAGCAUCGCUUCAGAAAGAUUUGGCGCCAAGGAACAACGCGCCACCAAGACGUCUACUGCAGCACCAAUUCCGAACCGACGAGAGGUCAAGAUUACCCAACAUAGACAAGAGCUGAGGACACUCAGGAGCCAGUACCGAAAGGCAAGCGAGGAGGAGAAGGCAGCCCUGGCAGAACUUAGGGGUGUGGUAAGGAAGAGGCUAAUUACCCUUCGGCGGGCUGAGUGGCACAGGAAGAGGGGCAAGGAAAGAGCCCGUAGGCGCAGUGCCUUCAUUGCGGAUCCAUUUGGUUUUACAAGGAAGCUGCUGGGAGAGAAACGUAGCGGUCAACUCUCAUGUCCUGAGGAGGAUAUCAACCGUUAUAUCCACCACAUCUAUAGUGAUGGCAAGAGGGAGCAAGACCUUGGGCACUGUGCAGCCCUGAUAUGCCCACCUGGACCUAGCAUGCUCUUUAACCUCAACGAACCCACCCUUAAGGAAGUCAAAGAGGUUAUUAAAUCUGCCAGAACAUCAUCAGCACCGGGGCCAAGUGGAGUUCCAUACAAGGUCUUCAAACAUUGCCCCAGGCUUCUUGAACGUCUUUGGAAGAUUCUAAGAACCAUCUGGAGAAGAGGGAGAGUACCUCAGCAGGGGAGAUAUGCAGAUGGGGUGUGGGUUCCCAAGGAGGAGAAUGCGAGUAACAUCGAGCAGUUUAGGACAAUCUCCCUCCUUAGUGUUGAGUGCAAAACCUUCUUCAAGAUUGUUUCCAAUCGUCUGAUGGAAUUCCUCCUUAAGAACUCCUACAUAGACACCUCAGUGCAGAAGGGAGGGGUCCCAGGGUGUAUUGAACACACAGGGGUGGUGACACAGCUGAUCAGGGAGGCACGAGAGGGCAAAGGGGACUUGGCAGUGCUGUGGCUGGACCUUGCCAAUCCCUAUGGAUCAAUACCACAUAGAUUGGUGGAUUUGGCACUGAACAGAUACCACGUCCCAGAGAAGAUUAGAAAUCUUAUCCUUGACUAUUAUAACAGCUUUAGUCUUAGGGUGUCCUCUGGGACUUCAGUAUCGGAGUGCCAUCGCCUGGAGAAGGGUAUCAUUACAGGCUGCACAAUCUCUGUGUCUCUGUUUGCACUGGCCAUGAACAUGCUUGUGAAGUCUGCGGAAGUGGAAUGCAGAGGUCCAUUGUCCAGAUCUGGCACCUGACAACCCCCGAUUAGAGCAUUCAUGGAUGAUCUUACGGUCACCACAACCACAGUGCACGGAUGCAGGUGGCUUCUGCAAGGCCUCGAACGGAUCAUCACGUGGGCAAGAAUGAGCUUCAAGCCUGUGAAAUCCAGGUCCCUGGUCCUGAGGAAAGGAAAAGUAGCUGAUCAGUUCCACUUUAAGUUGGGAGACACCAGAAUUCCAUCAGUGUCGGAAAAGCCAGUGAAGAGCCUGGGCAAACUCUUCACUCACAAUCUGAAGGACACCGCUGCUCGGCAGGGUACCAGCGAUGACCUGGACACAUGGCUCUCGGCAGUGGAUAAGUCAGGACUUCCUGGUAGGUUCAAGGCCUGGAUUUACCAGCAUGGCAUUCUUCCUCGUCUCCUCUGGCCACUGCUGAUCUACGAAGUCCCAAUUACGACCGUGGAGGGCUUCGAGCGGAAGGUCAGCAGAUCUCUGCGCAGGUGGCUGGGCUUGCCACGAUGCCUAAGCAGCAUUGCUCUCUUUGGCCAUAAAACCAAGCUACAGCUUCCCUUUAGUAGUCUGACAGAGGAGUUCAAGGUCACACGAGCCAGAGAAGUCCUGCUCUAUCGAGACUCAGUUGACACCAAGGUCUCCACAGCAGGGGUAGAGGUCAGAACAGGAAAGUGGCGCACCCAGGAUGCAGUGGAACGGGCAGAGGCAAGGCUGCGGCAUAGCACCCUGGUGGGUACGGUGGCUACGGGGCGGGCCGGGCUUGGUAGUAAUCCCAAGCCGUGCUACAUCAAGGCCAGAGGGAAGGAGAAGCGGAAGCUUAUCCAGGAGGAGGUACGGGCCGAGGUGGAGGAAGCUCGCUUCAGCAGAGUGGUGGGCAUGUCCAAGCAGGGGGCCUGGACAAGGUGGGAGAAAACUGCUGGCCGCAAGAGCACUUGGGCAGAACUCUGGAAGGCGGAACCACACCAUUUUAAGUUCUUGGUUCAGUCAGUGUAUGAUGUCCUCCCUAGUCCUGCCAACCUGUUCACCUGGGGCCUGGUGGAUUCACCUGCUUGCCAACUCUGCCAGAAAAGAGGAUCAUUAGAGCAUAUCCUCAGCUGCUGCUCAAAAGCCUUAGGAGAUGGACAUUAUCGUUGGCGCCAUGACCAGAUCCUGAAGGCAGUAGCAGAUGCCAUCUGCACUGGUAUUAUCAUCAGCAAACAGCAUCAUCCAAACAAGUCUGUAAUUGCCUUUGUUUGAGCAGGCGAGAAGCCGCAGCCCCCUAAAAAUACCCUAGGGGGCUUGCUCGCAACAGCAAGAGACUGGCACCUCCUUGUGGACCUAGGGAGUCAAUUGAGGUUCCCAGACACCAUUGCAGUCACAUCACUCCGACCAGACAUGGUCUUGAUGUCCCCAGCGAGUAAACAGGUGGUGCUACUUGAACUUACGGUCCCCUGGGAAGACAGGAUGGAGGAAGCAAAGGAAAGAAAGAGGGCCAAGUAUGCUGAUCUGGUAGCUGAGUGUCGGAGGAAUGGGUGGAAGGCCCGCUGUGAGCCUGCUGAAGUGGGCUGCUGUAGGGGCUUCGCAGGCCAGUCUCUACAUCGGGUCCUGGGACUCUUAGGGAUUUGCGGACUGCAUAGGCAAAGAGCCAUCAAGAACAUACUGGGAGCUGCUGAGAAGGCUACAUGGUGGCUCUGGUUAAAGAGGGGGGACGCGUGGCAUAUGGCGCUACCUGGACACAAGUCGGGGCCUGAUCACCCCCGGCUGGGUCGCCCAGGUGAGGGUGUCUGAUGUAAGACCCGAAACACCCUAUGACCCCGGGAGCAUUACUGAUGAUGUGUCCAGGUUGCACUGCAAGGUGUAUUUAAGUACUAUGUUUGUGUAUUUAUAUAUAGAUUAUAAAUAUACACAGUACACACAUAUUUUGUAAAAAAAAAACUUAUUUUGGAUGUGAUUAAUCACGAUGAAUCCUUUGACAGCACUAAAAUCUAUACAUGGGAAUCUAAGGGUUAACAUUCAAAAAUGACAAUGAAAAUAUAUUCAUCAUUUUUUAUUUGAACAAAACAGGAGUGAACAAUCAGAAUCUGAAUAAAACUCUGUCUGCAUUGUUCUCACGGAUCACAAAAGAUUUUUAUUUUAUUACUGUCUGGAAACAUUUCAGCAUUACUCAUACACAUGAUACACAUUUCUGAUUUUUAAAUAGAAAAUGC
Messenger RNA from Cyprinus carpio (common carp), 3506 nucleotides. RefSeq lists its product as uncharacterized. Lineage: Eukaryota; Metazoa; Chordata; Actinopteri; Cypriniformes; Cyprinidae. The record is from RefSeq and is a predicted model, not a curated record.